CUGCCAAAAGCCGCCGAUCACAAUCUCCGUAAAUAAAACCCGUGCCCAAAACAAUUCCCACACAAAAAGCUCUCCCCCUCUCCCUCCUCCUCACAACUCCGCCGCCCGUCAAUGCCUCGCCGGCCGAAACACCGCCGCCUCAACUCCGUCACCAUUGACACCUCAGACGCCGGAAAAUCAGACUACAGAGAUUCCCAACCUCUUCUUCCCGGUCUGCCUGACCACCUCGCACAACUUUGCCUCUCCCUCGUCCUCCCCUCGCUUCUCUACUCUGUCUGCCGAUCAUGGCGCCGUCUCAUCUACUCCCCAUCCUUCCCCCCAUUCCUCUCCCUCUACGCCAUCCUAUCCCACAGAAACCCCUUUCCCGAUUCAUCCAACUCCAACCACCACCACGACAACGAAGACGAUCCAAUCGGCCUUUAUUCCUUCGACCCGAUCUCUGGCUUCUGGUCCCAGCUACCGCCCCCAAAUUCCCCUCUCCGUCGUAUCCGAAUUGACCAUCCCUCUUUCAUCUCUAGAUCCCUCCCAAUCCAAUCGGUCGCCACUGGUGGCCACCUCGUCCUCGUCGCCGCAUCCAACGUCCAUCUUCUACCUGCUCUCCCCCAUCCCCUAGCCUUCCACCCUCUCUCCCGCCGUUGGAUCCUCGGCCCCCGUCUCCGCCAUCCCCGCCGUUGGUGCGCUGCCGGAUCUGCCUCCGGUGCCGUUUACAUCGUUAGCGGCGUCGGCUCCUCUUACCGAUCCGACGUCGCUCGAUCUGCAGAGCGUUGGGAACCUUCCCGCCGCUCCUCGUCCAGCCGCUGGGAGCCGAUUGCGUCCCUCCGGGACGGACGGUUUAGCCGUGAGGCCAUCAAUGCUGUAGCCGCAGGCGGAAAGCUCUGCAUGGUGAAUGUGGAAGGAAGGGGGGCGAAACAGGGGUUAGUAUAUGAUAUUGAAAAGGAUGUGUGGGAAGAGAUGCCAUUAGGGAUGCUCGCCGGUUGGACAGGUCCGGUGGCAUCGCCAUCGCUGGCGGAGGAUGGGGAUAUGUACGUGGUGGACGAGGUGAGCGGGGAGGUGAGGGCGUAUAAGUGGGGGGAGGACCGGUGGAAGGUUGUGGCUGAAGCUUCGGAGGCCCGGCAAGGGGCAGUAGUUGCGGCUGUAGGAAGAGGGAAGAUGUGCGUGGCGGUGGCCGGCGGAGGAGCGGUAGAGGUGCUGGAUGUGGGGCGACCGGGAAAGGGGAAGACGUGGUCCGUUGAGGUACCCAAGGGGGGAAGAGUCAUCGCCCUCCAUGUUCUCCCGCGGAUGACAGAUGAGAAAUCAUGACCGUUGGAUUUUGGAAAGGCUGCCUUUUUUCAAUUAUUAUGAUAGCGUGUCGCGGGAGACAGUUCUGGACAUUGAAUGCGGGCAGCAUGAGGAGGGCGGAUGGGGAAAGCGACAAAAAUGGGCUUUCCGUGAGGAGCUUUUGGAGCAUUCUCGGGACAACUGGAGGUAUUGUGGAACUGAAUUUUCACUUGAAUCAGCUCUAAUGGAAAGUAGGCUAUCAUGUUGGGUCAACUUAAUUGCAGUGGUUGGUCCAGAUGCUCUUUUGUCUCGUUUCUGGUCGAAUUAUCCAUACUUGAAUAAUGUAGUCAUCUUUUUAUCUAAUUGGCUUGGCUCGUAUGGCUUAGCUCAGUCGGUCAAGUGAGCUUUGUGAUCUCCUUAUAGUGGGUCAUGUACCCCACAAUGAUUAUGCAACGUGCUCUGGUCUUGCGGUUUCAAGAAUUCCUCUCAAACACUCUAGACCUAUUCCAAACAGUUGACAGAUACCAAUUGAUGGAUUUGAAGAUUUCACACUUGCAAGCAUCACUCCUCUUGGAGGCAGAGGGUAAAUUGGCCAAGGCUAAAGCGAAGGUUAAAGCCAUGGAGGUACGACCUAAGGAGGCUAAAGAGCAGGCUGUAGCAGUUGAGAAGCAGUCGAAGGGAGCCAAGGCUAAGGUGCUCAAUCUUUCAGAGUUGUUGUAAGUUGCUUAAGGAGAAAAUGAAGCUCUAAGGGAAUAAAUAGUUAUGAUGAAGAUGGAAGAAGAGUUCAUUCUUCAGCUUCCCUCCCAUCUCAUCAAGUGGUGGCCUCCGCUAAGUAGAUCAGGCUUGGGACCACUUUGGCAAUUAACUAAUUUGUAAAGGCAAAGCUCAUCGACUCCAUGUGGUCCAAUCUGAAUGAAUUUGCUACCCUGCUCUCGGGUCGGAAGAAGAGCAAGAUGAAGAUGAUAAAGAUGAGGAUGAGAGCGUU
This is a messenger RNA of Phalaenopsis equestris, 2242 nucleotides long. RefSeq names its product F-box/kelch-repeat protein SKIP25. Gene Ontology annotation, molecular function: protein binding. NCBI's taxonomy places the organism in Eukaryota, Viridiplantae, Streptophyta, Magnoliopsida, Asparagales, Orchidaceae. The record is from RefSeq and is a predicted model, not a curated record. The coding region runs from base 112 to 1299 and encodes 395 amino acids. The transcript is spliced from 2 exons.